CUUUGCGUAUUUCUUUCUCUCCCUCUUUCUUCCUUUUUUUUUUUCUUUGCUUAUCGCUUCUGCACUUUGACAGUUAUCCAGGACUCUCCUGCUAACGAAUAACCCGCAAUACCAAAAAUGGGAGCAGUAUAUACCCUCUUUCUGACACUGGGUCUCCUCGCCUCUGGCGUUUCUAUACCACUUAUCUUGACCUUUCAGAAUCACCAACGUGUGAAUCAGAACACCAAUGACCCUCCCGAGUACUUCUCACAGCCGCUGCUGCAGACCGCCAUGAUAUUCCUGGGUGAAAUCGUUUGUAUCGUGGUGAUCCAGCUAGCGAGCAAGACGCCCGCCCUUUUGGACCGUUCACUG
This is a messenger RNA of Zychaea mexicana, 351 nucleotides long. RefSeq lists its product as uncharacterized. Lineage: Eukaryota; Fungi; Mucoromycota; Mucoromycetes; Mucorales; Lichtheimiaceae. The record is from RefSeq and is a predicted model, not a curated record. The annotation marks the transcript as partial. The transcript has 2 exons.